Molecule: messenger RNA, 2466 nt
Organism: Coffea arabica (coffee)
Lineage: Eukaryota; Viridiplantae; Streptophyta; Magnoliopsida; Gentianales; Rubiaceae
Molecular function (GO): nucleic acid binding; zinc ion binding
Source: RefSeq, a predicted model, not a curated record
AUGGAAGAGGAACUGAGAAAACCAGAUCGAAUAGGAGAUAGUGAUGAAGGAAGGAUAGACGGUAGUGCCCGACGUGAACUCAAGAAAUUUAAGCGCAGAUCUUCAGGGGAAGUUGUUCCCAACCCGAGCCCCAGAUCCGAGGAUGGAGCGAAGCCAGCUUUCACCGCACCCAUUCCUCUAGCGUCACCUUGGUCCGGGAGAUCUUUCCUCGAAGCGCUGAAGGAGAAACCAAGCACAAAGGAUUUCUACGACGGCUCUGAGGAGGAAAUGGAAGUAGUUGAAGAAAGUCUAGAGGAAGAAAAAGACUUGGGGAAAGAGGCAGAAAUCGCAGCCUCGAAAUUUCCGAGAGUGGUAAUAGAGAAAGGAAAGAAUACCGAUUUCUGGAAGCCUUGGAGGAAAAGUUUGAUUGUGAAAGUUUUGGGACGAACAGUCAACUUCCGAGAUCUGGAAAUGAAACUGAGAGAACUGUGGAAGCUGGAUAAGUAUUUUGAACUAAUAGAUCUGGAACAUGGCUACUUCAUCACUCGGUUCCUCAAGAAGGAGGAUUAUCAAAAGGUCUUAGGGGAGGACCCUGGAUGUUUGCCGAUUGAAUAUUAUGUUGAAGACUUUCUCAUGAAAGUGGGGAAUAUAGUGGGGAAGGCGGUGAAAGUGGACAGCCAAACUCUGGAAGUGACUAGGGGAAAGUAUGCGAGGAUUUGCGUUGAAGUGGACUUAAAAAAGCCACUAAUACCAUUUAUUUGGGUGAGCAAUGAUUUGCAAGCAGUUGAAUAUGAAGGGCUAUAUGCGAUCUGUUUUGAAUGUGGCCAAUAUGGCCACAUUGCUUCUAACUGUCACAAGAAUUCCAACAAUGCAGAGGGAACGGAUGCACAGGCUAACACUGUGACUGGGGAGGGUCACCGGACAGAGAGGGUAGUGCCGGAGGCCAACCCCUAUGGGCCAUGGAUGCUGGCGAAACAGAGGAGGUACAAGCCAGAAAACAGAGUGCAAGGUUUCAGGCCCCAGGAAGGAAGUGGACUGGGAACUGCCAAAUUCGCUAAAACUAUUGGAGAAAACCGUGAAGGGAAGAAGAAAAAUUUUUCAAGAAAAGGAGACAAAGCCCAGGGUGGAGUACAAGGGCGUUAUGAACAAGGGGAAACAAACAUGACACAAUUUGGGAAGAAACCGCAGGAGGAGCGUGGAGGCCCAAACAGUUGGGAAAACGGUUCAGGAUCUAGGUUUAUGGCUCUGAAUGAAAUGGAAUCAAAGGAGCUAGCUCAAGAAAAGGCAACUUCAAGAGAUGUCCUGAGGGAUAUCAUUAACGCCAUCCCAAUCCCACCUGAUGGAAUAGUAUUCAAGGGAACAAAGUCAGCAUUGAGCAGACAAGGGAAGGAAAUAUCAAGGCCAAACAAGAAGGUGGAAGUUCUUGCCUUCAAAAAGCAAAAAGCAACAGGAGCAAAAACAGGAGGGAAGAGCGAGGCAGGCCAACAUGCUAUUGAGUUUGUGGUUAAGGAGAACCGAGAUGAAAUCUGUAUUGCUUUUACCCCAGGAGUUAGCAAAGAAGGGGUGGAAUGUAAGCAAGGUAAGGAGAGGGAAAGUAGGUAUCAAAUGGUAACAGCCACUGACGCGCUGGAGCAGGAGAAAGCAAAAAAUCUGGAUCCAGGGGAGGGUUGUGGUAUUGAGGGCUUUCACCUAACAAAUCAUGAGUUCCCAGCUCUUGUAAGGACGAAUAUUAGGGAUCACACCCAACAUCACAAGGUGGUGACCAAUAUUGAAAGUAGGGGAUUUUCAGGAGGAAUAUGGAUGUACUGGAAUGAUCGGGAGGUGGAAGUAGAAACAGUAUCUACUAACUGGCAUAUCAUGAAUGUGGUGGUGAAAAAUAGAGAUGGGAAUGAAUGGUUGAUGUUGACAAUAUAUGUCUCACCAGAAGUAGAGUUGAGAAAGCUGCUAUGGAAGUACCUGCAGGAACUUGGAGAGAAAGUCAAGUUUUCGUGGCUACUGCGGGGAGAUUUUAAUGAAAGGGCUAGUGUUACUCAUCUUACAAGAACUCACUCAGAUCAUCAUCCGAUAAGAGUGAAUACUAAGAAGGAGGAUGGACAGAUGGGCAGCAGCCCGUUCCGGGUAGAGAAUGCUUGGUACACUCACUAUGAUUUCUACAAUCAGGUAGAGCAAAACUGGAACAAUAAUAAGGAUUUGCUGGAGAAUGUGAAGAUAUUUACAGAAAAAAUCAAAAACUGGAUUAGGGAGGUAUUUGGUAACAUUCUUAGAAAGAAGAAAAGAUGCCAGGCUAGAAUUAAUGGAAUCCAGAGGAGUCUUUCACGAGCACCGUCUAUUCGCCUACAAAAACUUGAAGAGGAAUUAAUUGCUGAGUAUAAUACAAUCCUAGAGCAAGAGGAGAUAAUGUGGCAUCAAAGGGCAAAGGUGGAGUGGUUGAAAUACGGGGACGGAAACACGAGGUUCUUUCACUUGUCAACUACUAUUCGCAAGUGA